ACUUACCGCCAUUCGUAUACGUGGGAUCUCUUUUACAACGCUGACGCGCAACGUCUGUAGCAUACAAUCUUCGGCAAUCCAACGAGUCCGAAUUGCCCUUGCCCUGUACAAUUAUUUUAAGUGUAUCUCGUUCCGAUAUGGGGGAUCGAUCUCAAUCCUCUGAACGCCCGGCAUUACCAGACCCAGCGACACCCAAGCCUUCGUUACCACCCGGUAUGGUGCUUGGUCCGGACGGAAAACCUUGCAAAAUAUGUACGGCGUUUCGUAAUUGGAGGCCCGCCGCUUCGGGCACUACCAGUUCGAGCAAGAAAUCUACCGCAGGAAUGAUGGCUGCCUUUGCAUCUGGAACAGGCUUCCGAUCCCCCGAUCCUAAGCCAGAAAAUGCAACCCUGCCCCCACACUGUCCGCCGGAUGUCGAAGCCCUUGGACGUGCCACGUGGUCAUUUUUGCAUGUGACUGCAGCAUACUACCCAGUACGGCCCACUACCCACCAACGUGCAAAUAUGCUAAAUCUCAUCCAUGCGCUACCCGCCCUGUAUCCAUGCACACACUGCGCGGCGGACUUUGGCGAAAAAAUGAAGGAGCAUCCCCCAGACGUGAGCAGUCGGGAGAGGUUGAGCAAAUGGUUCUGUGAGCGUCAUAACGAGGUGAACGAGAGGCUAGGCAAGGAAAUGUUUGAUUGCGCAAAGGUUGAUGAGAGAUGGAAGGAUGGUCCACCCGACGGCAGCUGCGACUAGACCGUCUGCAGUAUGUUCGUGCAGGUGGGUUUGCAUCUUAAUCAUUCCUCAGGAAACACAUAAAUUCAUCAACAAGUACGGACUACAAUCUCCCAAUAAUACCACUCAUGGAAAAAAAACAUAGUCUUGUUCCGGGUCGAA
Molecule: messenger RNA, 878 nt
Organism: Suillus subalutaceus
Lineage: Eukaryota; Fungi; Basidiomycota; Agaricomycetes; Boletales; Suillaceae
Product: ERV/ALR sulfhydryl oxidase domain-containing protein
Exons: 2
Coding region: 138-737 (199 amino acids)
Cellular component (GO): mitochondrion
Molecular function (GO): flavin adenine dinucleotide binding; flavin-dependent sulfhydryl oxidase activity
Source: RefSeq, a predicted model, not a curated record